AUGGUAGGUCGAAUUGGGGUCUUUGCACUUCUCUUUUACGCCGUGGCCGGCUUGGUUUUGGCCUUGGGCGAGGCUUCCAUGACUUCCAAAUUAGAUACAUCUUUGGAUGCUUUUGAUAAUCCUGAAAAUGAUAGCAUUGGCCGCGACAAUGGUGCCACGAAAUCUAUUCAUGGACCUGUUCUUGAUCAUGGUUUAAGCACUGUGGUCCCAAAAACUCCUAAUGAUGCUGCUGGUACUGGUCAUGUUGGUGGCACUGCAGCUAUUGUUGGACCGAUGCUUGAUCAGGGUUCAAGCACAGCUGCCUCCGAACCCUGUAAUGAUGCUGCCAAUGAUCCUGCUGGUAACACUGGUGGCGAUAAUGACAAUGGCGCCGCGACACCACCUGAUGAUGGUGAAGAAGAUCUUGAUCGAGUUUCAAGCACUCCGGUCCCGAACACUUCUAGUGAUGCUAAAAAUGAUCAUGUUGGUAACACACGGGUUGACAGUGUUGCUAUGCUACCUGUUGGUGGACCGGUUCUUGAUCAGGUUUCAAGAUCUGCGGCACUCUCAAAAACUUUUAAUGAUGGUGGUAACUAUGGUGUAGGUUACACUGGUAGCGGCGACAGUAGUGGUGCUACGCCACCUGUUGGUGGACCGGUUCUUGUUCAGGUUUCAAGCAUUGCGGUCCCGGAAACUUCUCGUGACGCCGGCAAUAAUUAUGUUGGUGACACUUGGACUGUUGCCACAUCACCUGUUAGUGGAUCUAUUCUUGAUCAGGGUUCAAGCAUUGGCGGCAACAGUGGUGCCAAGGCACCUGUUGGUGAACUGGUUGUUAAUGAGUUUUCAAGCACUGCAGCCCCAAAAACUUCUAAUGAUGACGACAACGAUCAUGUUGAUCGUGUUGAGGUUUCAAGCUCUACGGCUCUAAAAACUUAUAAUGACGACUAUAAAGAUCCCGACGAUCAGGUUUCAAGCAUAGCCCCGGCUCCAUCACCUGAAAGCGGUGCAACCAUAGAUAUCUCUGCCAAUGUGUCCGGAAAGUCCAAAAACCUCAACAUACAUUCCAAAAAAGUUAUAGUGGCUUCUAGCUUGUUUCUUCUACUAAUUAAUUAA
Cornus florida is the source of this 1092-nucleotide messenger RNA. RefSeq lists its product as uncharacterized. The record is from RefSeq and is a predicted model, not a curated record. Bases 1 to 1092 code for a protein of 363 amino acids. Lineage: Eukaryota; Viridiplantae; Streptophyta; Magnoliopsida; Cornales; Cornaceae. The transcript is spliced from 2 exons.